Monodelphis domestica (gray short-tailed opossum) is the source of this 5068-nucleotide messenger RNA. RefSeq lists its product as uncharacterized. The record is from RefSeq and is a predicted model, not a curated record. Gene Ontology annotation, biological process: regulation of DNA-templated transcription. Gene Ontology annotation, molecular function: DNA-binding transcription factor activity, RNA polymerase II-specific; RNA polymerase II cis-regulatory region sequence-specific DNA binding. Lineage: Eukaryota; Metazoa; Chordata; Mammalia; Didelphimorphia; Didelphidae.
ACCUCCGAUCAGCACCCUAAGGUCUACAGUCACCCUCUGAGCCCUGCCCAGCACCCUGGGAUCAGAGCAGUCCCCUCGUCUAGUCAGCUGCCCUUUCCCCCCCCCCCCCCCAGCCUUAGGGCACCAGGAUCUUUGGCAAGGUCAGGGCCUCCCCAGGCUGAGAAAUGAGAGAGGGGGUGCCCCUGGACAGGCUGUGGUCACCCAGGGAGGGGGCGCCUCGGAGGAAUUCUAUUAGCCCCUCCCCCUGGGCUGGGCAAGGAAGCCCACCCUGGUUCCGAACCAACGAGAUGGCGAGGACUCCAGGUAUCCUAGAGCAGCAGGAAGUGUCCUCAGUGGGAGGGAGGGGGCGCCUACGUGACCCAACGUGCAGCCCCGCCCCUCUCCCUGGAAUCUUAUCAUGGAGACGCAAUAUCCAAGAGUGGCCCGGAAGUGAAGGAGGAGCCGCGGGCCCACGUGAUCCAGUAUGCCCCUCCCCCCGACCCUCGACCAAACCACUGACACCGAAUGGCCUCCCAGCAUCCUAGAGCGCCCCGGAAAUGGGAUCUUAGGGGGGACGGCUACGUUCGGGGGAGUAGCCUUGCUCCCCAUGUACCCAAGAGCAAACUGGGCACUUCCUGUCAGUGCCUCUUGCUGGGUGCACGUGGUUUGUGGGCGUGCAUCCCGAGUGGGGCCCCUCUGCUGUCUGCUGCACCUGGAUUUGCCCCGCCUCCUCCCGUGGGGUCGGGUAACCCCCAGACCAGAUGCUGACGCUCGAGGAGCCUGGGGCCCCCAGGCCGUACUUGCCCCCUCCCGUGAAGGUGGAGCCCGAGGGGCUGGCCCAGGAGUUGCCGCCUGGAGGAGCGGAGGCUUCUUUGACAGGAGGAAACUGAGGCCCGCAGUGGCGCGUGACUUGCCCAGAGCCACACAGCUAAAUUCAGACCCCCAAAAUGAGGUCCCUCCGCCUUCCCCAGACGGCCUGGAACACACUCAGAAAGGGAGGCCCCAGGCUGGGAGCAGAGCGAAGCUCCCCCGGGAUGUGGAGGCAGCGUUUGUCCUUUUCUACUGCACAGGCAUCAUUCCACCCCCACCCCCACCCCCAGUGGAGCUCACAGGUGCCUCCGCAGCAGAGAGGGGCCACUUCCAUCUUCAGCCUUUCAGGCGGAUGCCCGUCCUAGCUGUGGACGUGGCCAUCCCUGCAGGUGAUGAGGACAAACCACAGAAUGGAGAGAUGGCAUUGAAGCAUGAAAUUGUAGAUGACAAUGAUCAGCUUUCUCAAGCAGAGGAAAAACCAGACAUGCUAAACAAAUAUGGAAACUCUUUCAGCCUGAAUCAAGAGACAACUUUGGAUCAGAGAAUCUUCAAUCCUAACAGUCGUCCCUGCCUCCAUGCAGAGGAAAAACCAAGCCUGCUUAAUGAAUAUGAAGACUUUUUCAACAGACAGAAUUCAGCUUUUGUUGGAUUUAAUGUGUUCCAAACUAAUGAGGCACCCUAUGGCUGUCAGGGUGGAGAACAGUUAGUUUCCAUGUCCCACCUCCCUCAGCCCCAGAGCAUUCACAGUUGGCCAGGCCACUACGUAUGUUAUGAGUGUGGGAAAAGGUUUACUCGAAGCUAUCACCUCAUCCGACAUCAGGUUAUCCAUAGUGGAGAGAGACCCUUUCCAUGUAAUGAGUGUGGGAAGACCUUCAAGAGGAAAUCGACCCUCACUGAGCACCAGAGAAUCCAUACUGGAGAGAGACCUUAUAGGUGUAACAAAUGUGGGAGAGCCUUCCGUCAAAGCCAAGAUCUCUUAGAGCAUCAGCCAGUACACACUGCUGAGAAACCUUUCAAAUGUGAGGAGUGUGGAAAGGCGUUCAGUACCAGCUCAAGCCUCCUUCAGCAUCAGCUCAUCCACACAGGAGAAAAGCCCUACCAGUGUGGAGAAUGUGGGAAAGCCUUCAGAAAUAGCUCGAGCCUCCUUCGGCAUCAGUUCAUCCAUACAGGAGGAGAGCUCUACAAAUGUGACGAAUGUGGGAAAACUUUGAGUAAUCGCUCAAGUCUGUUCCAGCAUCUAAAAAUCCAUUCUGGAGAAAAACCCUAUCAUUGCAAUGAGUGUGGGAAAGGUUUCAUUCGUAACUCGUACCUUAUUGAACAUCAGAGGAUUCACACGGGGGAAAAACCCUAUGUGUGUAAGGAGUGUGGAAAGACCUUCCGACGUUCCUGGUACCUCACAGAACAUCAGAGAAGCCAUGCCCCAGAGAGAGCGUAUAGAUGCACUGAGUGCGGGAAAGCCUUCAAGGAUAGUUCAUGUCACUUCCAUCAUCAGAAACUUCAUAUAGGAGAAAAGCCCUUUGGCUGUAGUGAAUGUGGUAUGGCCUUUGGGCGCAAGUCACGGCUUCUGGACCAUCAGAGAAUCCACACCGGAGAAAAACCUUACAAAUGUGAAAAAUGUAUGAAGAGUUUUAGCCAUCGUUCACAACUUCUUGAACAUAUGAGAACUCAUACUGGAGAGAAGCCUUAUGAGUGCAAUAAAUGCGGGAAAUCGUUUACUAGAAAUUCUGGCUUUAUACGGCAUCAGAAGAUCCACACUGGGGAGAGGCCCUAUGAAUGUACCCAGUGUGGCAAGUGCUUUAGCAAUAGUUCAUUUCUUAUUGAGCACGAAAGAAUCCAUACCACAGAGAAACCUUACAAAUGUGAUGAAUGUGGGAAAGCUUUCUGUAAGAAAUCGUACCUCACUGGACAUCAAAUCACACACACCAAAGAGAAACCCUAUGAAUGUAAUGAAUGUGGGAAAUCCUACAAUCGACGUUUCCGUCUAAUCGAACACCAGAGAAUUCACACUGGAGAGAAACCUUAUGAAUGUGGUGAAUGUGGGCGAUCAUUUAGUCGAAGUGCACUUCUAAUCGGACAUCAAAUCAUUCACACCAAAGAAAAGCCCUACGUAUGUAAUCAAUGUGGGAAGGCUUUUAGUUUGAGAAAGCAUCUCGUUCAACAUCAGAGUAUCCAUAAUGACAAAAAACCCUAUGAAUGCAAUGAAUGUGGGAAAGCCUUUAGGCAUAAAUCUACAUUUCGUGACCAUCAGAAAGUUCACACUGGUGAUAAACCAUGUAAAUGUAAUGAAUGUGGAAAAUCCUUCAAUCGGACUUUUCAUCUUAUUGAACACCAACGGACUCAUACUAAGGAGAAACCUUACGAAUGUAGUGAGUGUGGGAAGUGUUUCAGUCGAAGCUCAGUCUUCACUCAGCACCAGAAAAUUCAUAGUGAAGACCACAAACCCUUCGAAUGUAAUGAGUGUGGGAAGUCUUUCACUCGAAAUUCAGUCUUUGUUAAACACCAGAAAAUUCACUCUAAAGAGAACAAACCUAAUGAAUGUGGGAAAUCAUUCAGCCAGAAUUCAGCCUUUAUUCAACAGCAGGAAAUGCAUACUAAUGAGAAUCUAAAUUGAUGAUGAUUUGGUAAUGGGAUAUCACAUUUUCAGUAUUGAACAUAACACUUGGAGAGGUAGUGAUGUCAGACCUCAAGCUUUAUUCAGCACAGAUGGGUUUAAUAGGGAGUAAACCAGGGAUACUGAUAGUGAAAAUUAAUUAAGUUUAUCACAGAUUGCUGUCUUUUGGAGAUUGGUCUGUCCUUUGAGGGCAGUUCUGUGGAAUCAAAAAUACAGAGAAUUCCCACUAGACUGAUUACAGCCUUAAUAGUUGUUGGGGGGUGGGGGUGAGGUUGAGUAUACUAACAGCAAGCUAGGUGACCAAGCCACCCCUUCUGGGAAGGAGUUCACCCCAUUUUCUGUAUGUCACGUGAGCUAACAUUCAGUAGUAUAAAUUAUGUUAAUCCAGCAUAAUAGAAACAAGGUUAUUACAUGUUAGCAGCUCAGCAAAACCUUAAAUACAGGGGAUACCUAUAUGUUAAAAAAAGGUAAAUUGCUGCCUUUGACUUUUUUCACCCCCUCGCAACGAUAGAUCAUCCUCUGCUUUCAUCCCUGUGGAAUCCUCUUUACAUUAAAGACAGUCAAACAAAUGAGGUUUAUAAAACUGCAGCGUCUGACCAUUGAAGCAAUAUUCUGUACCCAUCACCACUCACUGCUUCUGAAGAGAAGGAAAAUAUUUCCUGCUCUUAUCUCCAAGAUCAAAUUUGAUCAUUGUGAUUCCUCUGAAUUCUGCUGCGCCCCCCCCCCCCAGGACUAUUCUGUUAAGCUUUUCAUCAUUGUGCAUUGUAUCUACCUGCUACCUGAUUCUGUUUUCUGCCUCUGCAUCAGUCUAUGCAGUGCAAAGAAUGCUGGAUUUGGAGGGAGUGGGCAUGAGUUAGAAUUCGACUUAAAUAUUUUUGUGAAGGUGGAUGCAUCAGCUUUUUGGAUCUUGUUUUCUUCAUCUGCAAAAUGAGGGAACUCGAAUGGCUCUGUAUUUAUAACCCCAAAUCUGUUUCUCUGAAAUUUUCAUAUUCAUGAUUUCUUAGAGCAGAAUAUUAUUCCAUUAUAUUUGUGUGCCACGGUUUAGCCAUUCCCCAGGGGAUGGAGUGUUUUUUUUUCCCCUUCCUCCUACUUCGUAGGAGGAAAUGCUGUGUUUUUAUAUAUAUGGGCCAAUUCUGUUAUGGAUCCCUUUGCACAUAUCCCUAGUAGUGGGAUCAGUGAAAGAGAGGAAAUGUUUGGAUCACAUUUCUCUUGUAAUUCCAAACUGAUUGUCAAAACAUCAGAAGUUUUCCACCUCUCUGCAGCCUGCCUUCCAUGGUCUAUUUCCUCUACCAUCACCUUUGCCAAUUGAAUGAGUGUGAGUUGUUUAAAUGGCAUUUCUCUCUUUAACGGUGGCUUCCCUUUUUAAUUUAUUUUGGAUAUUCUGUCAUUGGCCACUUACCUCUUUUGGACUCUUGGUCUUAUACAUAUGUUGAUUACCUCCAUCUUGGCUAUCAGAUUCAUGAAAGAUGUUUGAUGCACCAAUUUUCCCCAUUCCACCAUAUCUUCUAGCUCCAUUGUUUGUUUUUUUGUUCACAUUUUAUUCUAUAUAUAAUAUAUAUAAAUUCUUAAUUAUAUUUAUAUAGAAUAUAUUCUGUAAUAUAUUCUAUAUACAUAUAAUUUCUAAUUCUAAUAAUAAAUAUAAAUUCUAAUUUUAUAUUAUCAAAGUCA